Dibothriocephalus latus is the source of this 291-nucleotide messenger RNA. NCBI's taxonomy places the organism in Eukaryota, Metazoa, Platyhelminthes, Cestoda, Diphyllobothriidea, Diphyllobothriidae. The record is from the annotation of a GenBank genome assembly.
AUGGACGCGGUUCUUGAAUCUUUGAUUAUUUCGCAGGCUGCACCCGGCGUCGGGGAAUUCCACGGGUGUCCAUUCAAACACAUGGAUCCAGAACUGCUUCGUCAACGACUCACCCUCGGCGGCCGUCUCACCACAGACGCUGUGGACGCGAUCGUGAUACGAGCACGUGAUAAGCAGUACCAGCUCGCCUGUAGAGAAUACUUCAAGGCGAUGCAUCCGAGUCUUUCACCCGAGGAUGCAGCUGCCGUCAACAUAAAUCACCCCAACCAAUUUUUCGAGCUAGGUCAAAAG